GCCCUUGGAGCGAACGCCUGCUCAGAGCUUUGCUCAGAGCUUUGCGGGGCUUUACCAGAGCCCUGGAGCUAGCAGGAUCCAGGCGUGAGACCCACCCUGCCUUCCCGGUAAGCGUCUCAUUGUGGCAUUAAAGCUCCCACCCUGGGCUAUGGGGGGGAUGGUCGAUGACCCGGCUUUGGGGAGCUGCUCUUGCUGGGAUGAUAAGCAGCAGCACCCAUCUCUGCUGUGGGGUUGCUUGGGUGCCUGGAGGGAUUCACUGGCUGAUGAACAGGCGAUGGGGUGUGCUGAAGGGUCAGGUGCGUGCUCUCCAGCAGGGCUGCACUGCUGGGGUCUCCUUCCUGCAGUUUGCCAUGUGUUGCUCUCUGUGUUCAGCCAGCUCUGUGGCAGGGCUGGAAACGCACUUGGCAUCCAGAGCAGGGAGGUGGGGACUGUGGUCGUGGGGAGCCGCUGCCAGGAGGAGGAAUUUAUAGGCAGCAGUGACCGUGCAUGCUGUCACCGAGGUGCUGCUGAUGGCAGGUGAGCGACCUGACGCCAGGCAUGUCACAGGGGCGUGAUUGCCACGCUGAGGACAGAGCGUGCUUUGCCUGUCAAAUUAAACACGUAAAUGGAGGGUGUGAGAAGAGCCCUCCUUUCCGGCUUGGUUUACGCACGUGCCCGGGUGGCUGUACCUGCCAGAGGCCCCUGGGAGCUGCUUGGGGCUCCUUGAACCGCCCUGAUAAGGGACUGCAGCCAACUGCUGCACGUGGCUCAAAACAUACCGCAGGGCUGGAUGCCCCCCUGCCUCCGUGUGGCACCUGGCAGCCAAGAUAACGGCCCCGUGUGCUGGCAGUGGGGACAUCCAACCUCUCUCCUGCUCAGGGGGGAGGCCGCAGGCCCAGGGAGAGCAGCUUUCCCUUUGCCCAGCGGGUGGAGGGGGCAGGGUAAAGCGAGCUCCCGGCCGACACGGUGCCCGGAGCUGGGAUGCUUCCCUGGGAGGUGCUGAGGGGUAACCACUGUGCACCGUGCACGGCCCUCAGAGGGGCUGCAGAAGUACUUUCUGCCUUGUGAUGCAAGGGGGAACGGGAGGGGGAGAAUGUGACGCUGGUUUCUAAGAAGGGCUGGUAAGAACUUCGGGGAAAAACAGGCUGGUAAUGUUUGUGCUGCCCGCCCACAGCAGCCCCUGGGCACACAGCUUUGCAAAAUGCGUUCAGGUCUUUUGGCCCAGGUUUUAGGGGAGGGAAGGUCUUCGCAUGGCUUGAACGUUGGUGAAAAACAGGAAGCAGGGCGUAGGAGUAAGUGGUCAGUUUCUGUGGUGGAAGGAGAUGGCUGCGUUCAGUCCCAUGCUUUUUCAGCAGUCAUGAGUGACCUGGAAAAGGGAAUGAGCAAUGAGCUGACAGGGCUUGCCUGAUGCUAUCGAAUUACUCAGGUUCGUGGGGACAAAUGCCAGCUUCAGAAAGCACAGGGGAGCGUUACAACAGCCGGGCAGCAGGGAGAUGAGAUUCAGUUUAGACAAAUCUCGAAUGAUAUGCAAGGGGAAAGAAUCAUCCCAAACCUGCAGACAAGAUUACGCCCUGGGCUGGCCAUUCGCAGCAAGACCUGGGAUUAUUUCGGAUAGCUCUGUGGGCAGCCAGGGUCAUAAAAACACAUCGGCUCCCUGAAAAAUUGCCUCUGUCACUCCCUGUGAGUGACAAAGCAGAAAGAAAGCAGGAGAGCUUUGUGCCAUCGGCCCAGUCCACCGCUCCUAUUGUGGCCCCACCAUCUCUGAAAGGGUCUGGGAGAGCGGGAAAAGAUUUGGAGAGAAGCAGCAAGGAAGAUCAAAGGCACAGAGCUGUUUCCCUAUGACUAACUGAGAUAGAAUUUCUCUGGAAAACAUGAUGUUUUCAUGAACAGGGUGGCUGGGAUCUGCGCCUGGAGAGUCAUGGCUGGCAUGGAAAAGGGGUCCGAUGUGUGUCCAAUCUGAAUGAACCCGGCAGAACUGCUCGUAGCAGUGCUGUGCCACGGGAGAUUUUUUGGCCGUAGGGUGCUGCAGGGCUCCCAAGUUGCAAAGGAAGUAGAAAAGCUCAUGAAGUGAAACCUUCUGUGGGUUAUAAAACAUAGAACAUGCUGAGGAGCGGAACUGCUCGGAGAUGGGAGAGCAGUCAGGGAGUUGUUAUCUGUGCCUGUGCCACUCAUACUUAGUCAGCACUGACUUUAGCCCUCUGUUGGGCUCUGGUCUGCCCCAGGGCAUGCCCCCCCCCCCCUUUGAGUUGGUCCUCGUGCCUCAGCGAGACAUGCAGCCAUGCAGCUCUGCCUCUUGGGAAAGGCAGCAGGCGUGCUCACAGCUGGAGGUGGAGGCUCGUGGGAUGGUGACUGCAAAUGAAGAGACCAGACUGGCACGGCCAGAGCAAGGCAGGGGAGCCUGGGUGUUACCGUAAAUUGGUCGAUGAGGAAACUCUCUAAGACUCAAGUUGAUGUGUUAGAAAGCAGGCAUUCAUUAUGGAUGUACGAAGGGAUCUGGCUGGAGGUGGAAUCUCGAAGCUGAGUCCCAGCCACCAGGGUUUCGUGUGACUUGCACGUGUGUGUCAGGCUUGCUCACUGCCUGCAGGUAAACCCCGCUGGACCCGGAACGGGCUGCAAGCCUGGGGAGGCGUCUGGCCCUGCCCCAUGUUGGUGGCACCAGUAGGAAGUGCCGACUGCAUCCCUACAACGUGGUCUGGCACAAGCAGCAGCAAGAGGGUGCUGAGGUGCUUGCAGCUUGCCUGCCUGUAGCCCCUUUGCAAGGGAUGGCAAAGGUGGCAGGAAGGGCUUUGCUUUAAUGAGCUGGAGGAGACACAUUGCAUCCCUACCACCACCAUGGAACUGCUCUGCUGUGGAAAACCAGACAUGCCCUCUGCUUUCCAUCAGCCAGGCAGCAGGGCAGGAGAAGGGCGAUGCUGAGAAGGGAAAUCUCCAGAGCUGGGUGUCAAACCACUGCCUGCAGGCGUGGCUGUCCUGCAGUGCCAGUUUUUCUGCAGAGGUUGGGCGUUUUGCGCCAUGGCUGUCUCUGCUGUGAGUUCUCAGGCAUUGGCCCAAUAGUAGGUGUCACCCAGCAUGUGCAUUAGCUUUUGUGCUGAGUAAACAGGCAAUUACAAUUGGGCUCUCUCCCAUUCUUUGAAUGUGGGCAAAGGGGACAGCUGCUGUUUGCUUAGCAGUUCCUACUCUUUAUGUUGCUCCUUCCGCUCACACAUCACUUCCAAGAUGGGAUGAACUGCUCUUUGCCCAGGAACAAAGGGAUGUCCACGUGCAGAGGCCCUGAACUGCUCCUCCUUUCCCAUGCCCUCGGGGCAGGGCAGAUGGCUGAGGUCCGUGGAGGUGCUGGGGAUGCACUGAGAACCAUCGCUGGUCUGUUAUCAUAGGGUUGCUCUGGAUUUGUGGUUGUUGAGGUGCUCUCUCUCACCUGGUUGGAGCACCGUUGCCACCUGUCGCUUGUGUUGCUUUGUUUGACCUUUUAUGUUUACUGUAGUGUUGUUUGUAAGAGCUGGCAGCUAGACGUGUUUCCUGCCGUAAUGAGCGCUGACCCGCGUGCCCCUUGGCAGGGAUUGUCUCUUUGUGGAAAAAAAAAAAUUAGAAGGCAUUUAGCAAAGUGAGACAGAAAACAAACAAAGCUGGCAGGAGGCUGCGGCCGGGCAUUGCCGCCAAGGGGGCUGGGCUGCUGCUGCAGGACGGAAGCAGGAGGCAGUGGGGAAGGCAGCACCACGGAAGCACUCCUUAAGCCCCAGUGCUGUCCCAUUAGCCCCUGCCUGCUGCUCCAGCACUGUCACAUCCUGCGUGCUGCCGGCUGCCUGCCAGCUGUGGUACCUGACCCCUCUCCUCCAUCUCCUCCUCUGCGGAUGCUGCCAGGGGCACGUGGCUCUGGCCCCCGUGACCUGAGCGCUCCUGAGCAUGGUGGGGCCGCGGAAGAGGGAGGGAGGCACUGCUUUCAAAUUCACUGGGCAUAGGGUGGGAUUGGUGAUUAGGGCUUGCCCUGGCACCGGCCUCCGCACAUGUCUGUGGCAGAGCUCCCUUCUCUGCUCCUCAGGACGUCACUGUGACCCCAGGGAAACCAGAGGGUGGUCUGGGAGUAGAGCCAGGGCCUUGUGCGGGUGAGGGGCAGCCUGCUGAGGGCUGCAGGGUACGCUGGGGCUCUCCACCUGUUUCUCAGGGACAACAAGUGGCCCUGGCAGUAUUUCUUCCUAUGGGGAUGACAGUCACGCUCACAGCACCCCUGCUAAUCCAGUGCCAGGGAGCGGGCUGCCUCCUGCCUGCAGGGAUGCUGGCAGGCUGCCAGGAGGGGAUUUUCAGGAGGGGAUUUUCCUGCAUUUUCUCUGGAAGCAUCGGUAGCUCACGAGGGCAAAUGGGAGCUGCCUUACCCUACACGGGAAGCUGGGUGCUGCAUCAGGCUGCCGGGACUGCGGGCAGGCUCUGCUGCCACGCACAACCUGCAGGACUGCACCACCCCUCACCACCUUCCUCAGCGAGGCAGUUGUUGUGAAGGAUGUGAGCCGUUCCUGGAAGCACACGGGCUCCUCCGUUGCCUUUAAUGUGGGCUGAGCCUUGCUUGAACUACAGAUCCCAGCAUGCUGCUUUGUGCCGGCCCCCGCGGCCGCCCUACCUGGCAGGAAGGCUGCUGCUGGCAGGCAGGGAUGCUGCAGCCCACGGCCGUGCAGGAGAGGAGGGAGGCUGAGCAGGCGGCUGGGGGGGGGCACCGCCAGCGGGGCGCGGGGGGUUGAGCACGUGGAGCCCUGCUGCAAUUGCUGGAAGAAGUGGAUGAAUGCCCCACGCUGCGCCGUGCUGAAGGGAAAACGACAAGGCAGGCCUGUGGCUUCUGCAGGGGGGCUGAUUCUGCUAUGCCUGAGGGACAGAGAGCCACUACGAGUCUUGCUGGGACCCGUGCUGACCCUCACCACGCAAGAUGACAACAAGAGAUGGACCACAGGAUAGGUACAAGGCUGUCUGGUUGAUCUUCUUCAUCCUUGGCCUGGGAACGCUGCUGCCAUGGAAUUUCUUCAUGACUGCAAGGCAGUAUUUCAUCAACCGCCUGGCAGAUCCACAGAACAUAAGCCACCUCUCGAACCAGACCAGUGUGGGCACUGCCUCAGACCUUUCGUACCUGCAGUCCAUGUUUGACAACUUCAUGACUCUCUGCUCCAUGGUGCCCCUCCUCAUCUUCACCUGCCUCAACUCCUUCAUCCAUCAGCGGAUUCCCCAGCAGAUCCGCAUCUCGGGCAGCCUGGUGGCCAUUGGGCUGGUGUUCUUAAUCACUGCAAUUAUGGUGAAGGUCACCAUGGAUCCUCUUCCCUUUUUUGUCUUCACCAUGGUCAGCAUUGUCUUCAUCAACUCCUUCGGCGCCAUGCUGCAGGGCAGCCUCUUUGGCCUGGCAGGGCUCCUGCCUGCCAGCUACACAGCUCCCAUCAUGAGUGGGCAGGGCUUGGCAGGCAUCUUCGCUGCUUUGGCAAUGAUAAUCAGUAUCAGCAUUGGUGCUCAGCAACCAGAAAGCUACAUUGGUUACUUCACCACGGCUUGUGUGGCAAUUUUGCUGGCCAUCUUCUCCUACGUUCUUCUACCUCGCAUGGAUUUCUUCCGGUACUACUCCAUGAAGGACAAGACAGAGUACCAUGUGUGCAAUGCAGAGCUGGAGACCAAGAGAGACUUGAUUAAGAAAGAUGAGCCCAAUGGGAUGGAGCAGAAUAACUCAAAGAUCAUCCCUGUCCACAACCCGGAUGAGAAGCCCUCGGUCAUCUCCAUUUUUAAGAAGCUUUGGGUCAUGGCUGUGUCUGUCUGCUUAGUCUUCACCGUCACCAUUGGGGUCUUUCCUUCCAUCACAGCUAAGGUGUCCACUACCCUUGGAAAGGAAAGCAAAUGGGAUCUCUACUUCGUCUCAGUCUCCUGCUUCCUGAUAUUUAAUGUCUUUGACUGGAUGGGACGGAGUCUUACUGCCCUCUUCACAUGGCCCGGGAAGGACAGCUGCCUCUUGCCAGUGAUGGUGGUCUUACGUGUCAUCUUCAUCCCCCUUUUCAUGCUGUGCAAUGUGCAACCCCGAAACCACCUGCCCGUCAUAUUCUCUCACGAUGCCUGGUACAUCAUCUUCAUGAUCUUCUUCUCCAUCUCCAACGGCUACCUGGCCAGUCUUUGCAUGUGCUUCGGGCCCAAGAAAGUACUUGCCCAUGAAGCAGAGACAGCUGGAGCAGUCAUGGCCUUUUUCCUGACGCUGGGCUUGGCCCUAGGAGCUGCCAUCUCCUUCCUGUUCCAAAUUCUCAUCUAGCAGAGGCACCCAGAGGGUGCAGGGACACCGAGAUGGCUCCGCAUCCACCUCCGAGGCCCUGGACACCUCCGUGCUGCGGGGUGAUAACACCUCACUCCUGCCUCUGCCAAAUCGCACCGCCACAGCAGAUGUUCCAUCCAGGGACAGUUCCACUCUUCCAGGGUUGGCGUGGCUCUUGCCAUGCCCGGCUGUGUGAUGCCUUUAGGCCUACGUGCCUUUGCCUUCCCCAUGCUGUGCGUAAGACUCCCAGGACCUCACUGAGGUCCAUCUGCCUCUCGUGAUGCAUAAGUUCCCCAGCUCAAGGCCAAAAGCCAUUGCGAGCCUCCUUCUCUCCGCCAGGCAGAGCUGAAGGCUGGUAUCCAGUAUUACUCCUCCUCCUGCCCUUAUCGCAGGCAAGUUGCUCUCCUCUUCUCCCAGGGUGCUUGGAAAUCCCCCGCACUGCAGCUUCUCUCCUACUGGAGAGGCUCGCAGGUAGUCUCUCUACCUGCGAGUAGAGAGGUAGGCCUUGCCAGCCCCGUGCUGCCAGUGAGCGCACCCCAGGCCGCAGGGUUUGAGGGGCGUAAGACACGCACACCGAGCCAGCACCGUGGCUCAGCAGAUAAAGAGAUCUGCACCCUUUGCUUCUUCCCCGCCACCCCCAUGUAACCGGUUGCCCAUUCUGCCUUUGUUUGCUCUCCGCCCCCCCGCGGGCCGCAGGAGGAAGGCGGCAGCGCUCGGCUGAGGCAGGCCCGGCCUGCCCCCGGCUGCCCCCCGCUUUCUGUAAAUGUAUCUGUACAGUUGCCUUUUUCUAUAAAAAGACAAACGUG
Molecule: messenger RNA, 7044 nt
Organism: Gallus gallus (chicken)
Lineage: Eukaryota; Metazoa; Chordata; Aves; Galliformes; Phasianidae
Gene: SLC29A1
Product: solute carrier family 29 member 1 (Augustine blood group)
Exons: 13
Coding region: 4889-6238 (449 amino acids)
Biological process (GO): uridine transmembrane transport; nucleoside transmembrane transport
Cellular component (GO): plasma membrane
Molecular function (GO): nucleoside transmembrane transporter activity
Source: RefSeq, a predicted model, not a curated record